Messenger RNA from Cavia porcellus (domestic guinea pig), 7420 nucleotides. It is a transcript of the gene Bltp2, whose product is annotated as bridge-like lipid transfer protein family member 2. NCBI's taxonomy places the organism in Eukaryota, Metazoa, Chordata, Mammalia, Rodentia, Caviidae. The record is from RefSeq and is a predicted model, not a curated record. The transcript has 39 exons. Bases 101 to 6808 code for a protein of 2235 amino acids.
GCGCGCGCGGCUGGUCGGCCCGCGGCAGUGCUGCGCGGUUCCGGCGUCGAGGCCCGGCAUGGCGGGGGCCGGGGCCAGGCCGGGCCGGACCCGGACCUAAAUGCCUCUGUUCCUUUCUGCGCUGUUGGUCUUGCUGCUGGUUGCGCUUAGCGCCCUCUUUCUAGGCCGGUGGCUUGUAGUACGGUUGGCCACCAGGUGGUGUCAGCGGAAGCUGCAGGCGGAGUUGAAGAUUGGCUCCUUCCGCUUUUUCUGGAUUCAGAAUGUCAGCCUUAAGUUUCAGCAGCACCAGCAAACGGUGGAAAUUGAUAACUUGUGGAUUUCCAGCAAACUCCUUAGCCAUGAUCUGCCACACUAUGUGGCCUUGUGCUUUGGAGAAGUACGCAUCAGAACGGACCUACAGAAGGUUUCUGGCCUGUCUGCUCCAUUCUCACAGAGAACUGGGGUGGAUCAAAAAGAACUGUCUUUCAGCCCAUCCUUACUGAAGAUCUUCUGUCAACUAUUCUCCAUUCAUGUAGAUGCUAUAAACAUAAUGGUUCUCAAGGUGGCUACCUCUGAGUCCUUGUGGCACAUUCAGAUCAGUAGAAGCAGAUUUCUUUUGGAUAGUGAUGGAAAGAGGCUAAUCUGUGAGGUGAGCUUAUCUAAGAUCAACAGCAAAGUUCUGAAGAGUGGUCAGCUGGAGGACACCUGCCUAGUGGAACUCUCCCUGGCUCUAGACCUGUGUCUCAAGGUGGGCAUCAGCAGUAGACACCUGAAAGCUAUCACUGUGGGUAUAUGGACAUUCCAUGCUGAACUACAUGAGGGCCUCUUCCAUAGUCAACUCCUGCGUCAGGGCCGAAGCCUGGUAUCCAAGCCUGUUUCUUAUUCAGAGGUGACAGAGAACUUGGCUGAACCAAUGCUUCCUGGUCUGUACCUCCUCCAGCAGCUGCCAGACCAGGUGAAGUUGAAGAUGGAGAACACAAGUGUGGUCUUGUCCAUGAAUAGUCAAAAGAGGCACCUGACUUGGACACUGAAGCUGCUACAGUUCCUCUACCACCGUGAUGAGGAUCAGCUGCCUCUGAGAAGCUUCACUGCACACUCUGAUAUGGCACAGAUGAGCACUGAGCUCCUACUGGAAGAUGGAUUGUUGCUGUCCCAGAGUCGCCAGCGCAUUAUCUGCCUCAACUCCCUCAAGGCUGUUGUGCAGGUGACCACUAUUGAUCUCUCAGCCUCUCUACUUCUGAACACAUGUAUCAUUCAUUACCGGCACCAAGAAUUUUCUCACUGGCUGCACAUGGUAGCAUUGGAGACUCAAGGGUCUAGUUCAUCUGUCCUUAAGCAAAAGAAAACAAGAAUCUUCCCUCAAAUCCUGGCUCCUAUUAUCUUCAACACCUCCAUCUCCAAUGUCAACAUUUCCAUUCAGCUUGGAGAUACACCACCUUUUGCCUUGGGAUUUAAUUCCAUCUCUCUGGAUUACCAGCACCUCAGGCCACAAAGCAUCCAUCAGCGAGGUGUCCUAACUGUAGACCACCUCUGCUGGCGUGUGGGCAGUGACUCCCAUAUUCAGCGGGCACCACACCCACCCAAUAUGCAUGUUUGGGGUGAAGCACUUGUCCUGGACUCCUUCACCCUGCAGGGUAGCUAUAACCAGCCUCUGGGGCUGUCCAGCACUCAGUCAGAUACCCUUUUUCUUGAUUGUACUAUUCGAGGACUUCAGGUAGAAGCAUCAGACACUUGUGCCCAGUGUCUGUCUCGUAUCUUAUCCUUGAUGAGUCCACAGCCUGGGAAAUCAGCUAUCUCUAGGGACUCUUCAUUUGUGGAUGCUGUGACAUUACUGUGGAAGGUGGAUCUGAAGGUAGAAGACAUGAACUUGUUCACUCUCUCUUCUCUGGUUGGUGCUUCCGAAGUACGACUGGACACACUGACAGUCCUGGGUAGUGCUGAGACAUCCCUUGUGGGGAUUCAGGGGUUUGUGCUUGCACUGGUAAAGUCAGUCACAGAGAAGAUGCAGCCGUGUUGCAAGGCUCCUGACAUUCCUGCUCCAGUGCUCCGUCUCUCCAUGCUCUCCCUCACCUAUCACAGCAGCAUCCGCUCUCUAGAGGUUCAGUGUGGUUCAGGGCUGACCUUACUUUGGAGCCCCCCUGAUCAUAUGUACCUGUACCAGCAUGUCCUGGCCAUCCUGCAGUGCCGAGACCUACUGAGAGCCACUGUGUUUUCUGAGACUGUUCCAUCCCUUGCACUGGAGACUCCAGGGACCACUCCUGACACAGAAGAACAUCUCCCUGAGCUGUCUCCACCAAGGCGGCUGCUAAACCUGACACUGGAGGUGAGCACAGCCAAACUGACUGCCUUUGUAGCUGCGGACAAGUUCAUUACCUUGGCUGCAGAGAGUGUGUCACUGAAUCGGCAUGGAGGCUCAUUGCAGGCUUACUGCCCAGAGCUGGCUGCUGGUUUUGAUGGCAAUAACAUCUUCAACUUUAAGGAGGUGGAAAUACAGCUGCUCCCUGAGCUCGAGGAGAUGAUUCUCCACCGGAACCCCUUUCCUGCUCUGCAGACCCUCCGGAACCGUGUUUGGCUUCUCUCCCUUGGCUCAGUCUCAGUGGAGUUCCCUUACCAGUAUGACUUCUCUCGAACUCUAGAUGAAGCUGUGGGAGUUCAAAAAUGGCUGAAGGGGCUGCAUCGAGGGACUCAUGUUUGGACGUCUCCAAGCCCUGCCCCACUACCACCUGAUUUGCUCUUGAAAGUUCAACACUUUUCAUGGGUUUUUCUGGAUGACAUUUUUGAAGUGAAACUUCAUGAUAACUAUGAACUGAUGAAGGAUGAAAGUAAGGAGAGUGCAAAAAGGCUGCAACUGCUAGAUGCCAAAGUGGCUGCCCUUCGGAAACAGCAUGGGGAGUUAUUGCCAGCCCGAAAGAUUGAGGAGCUCUAUGCCUCUUUGGAACGCAAAAACAUAGAGAUCUACAUCCAGCGCUCUCGUCGUCUCUAUGGCAACACACCCAUGCGUAGGGCAUUGCUCACAUGGAGCCUGGCAGGGCUAGAGCUAGUGGCUCUGGCAGAUUCCUCCUUCCAUGGGCCUGAGCGUGUGGUAGAGCAGGUUCGAGAGCUGGAUCCCAGCAGCCCUUUUCCUGCUGAAGGAAUAGAUCUUGUCAUUCAGUGGUGUCGCAUGCUUAAGUGCAAUGUUAAGACCUUCCUAGUUCGGAUCAGAGACUAUCCACGGUACUUGUUUGAGAUCCGUGACUGGAGGCUGAUGGGUCGACUCGUGGGCACGGAGCAGAGUGGUCAGCCUUGCUCUCGUAGACGACAGAUAUUGAACUUGGGACUUCCAUGGGGUAAUGUGGCAGUAGAGAGAAACAUGCCCCCACUGAAGUUCUACCAUGACUUUCACUCGGAAAUCUUCCAGUACACGGUGGUGUGGGGUCCAUGCUGGGAUCCAGCCUGGACAUUGAUUGGCCAGUGUGUGGACCUAUUGACCAAGCCCUCAGCGGACCCCAGCCCACCCUUGCCCUGGUGGGACAAGAGUCGUCUUCUGUUCCACGGGGACUGGCACAUGGACAUUGACCAGGCGAACCUGCACCAACUGGCUACUGAGGACCCGUACAAUACAACUGAAAACAUGCACUGGGAAUGGAACCACCUUUCUUUUCACUGGAAGCCUGGUCAGUUUGUGUUCAGAGGUGACUUGGAUAUCAAUGUGAGAACAGCUUCUAAGUAUGACGACUGCUGCUUCCUUCACCUGCCUGACCUCUGCAUGACACUGGACCUGCAGUGGCUGUGCCAUGGGAACCCCCAUGACCACCAUGGUGUCACUCUGAGGGCCCCAGAGUUCCUGCCUGAGGUACCCUUGGGCCAACUCCAUGACUCCUACCGGGCCUUCCGCUCUGAGAACCUCAAUCUCUCCAUCAAGAUGGAUCUGACUCGACCCAGUGGGACAAUAUCCCAGCCCCGAAUUCUGCUAUAUAGUAGCACCCUGCGCUGGAUGCAGAACUUCUGGGCAACGUGGACUAGUGUCACAAGGCCUAUCUGCAGAGGAAAGCUCUUCAAUAACCUGAAACCCAGCAAGAAGAAACUUGGCCAGCACUAUAAGCAGCUUUCCUGUACCGCACUUUUUCCCCAGCUGCAGGUGCACUACUGGGCUUCAUUUGCCCAGCAACGGGGCAUCCAGAUUGAGUGCAGUCAGGGUCAUGUCUUCACUUUGGGAACUCAGCGGCUUAUACCUCAAGCAGGCACAGUGAUGCGGCGCCUCAUUUCUGAGUGGAGUGUGACCCAGAUGGUUAGUGACUUAAGUCAGGUGACUGUUCACCUGAUGGCGUCGCCCACAGAAGAGAAUGCUGAUCACUGCCUUGAUCCCUUGGUAACAAAGACCCAUCUGAUGAGCCUGUCUUCCCUCACCUACCAACGGCAUAGUAAUCGUACAGCUGAGGAGGAGCUCUCUACUCGAGAUGGGGAUCCUGCCUUUCACACCCACCAACUGUACUUGGUAGAUUUACGGAUUUCCUGGACAACCACCAACCGGGACAUUGCCUUUGGUUUAUAUGAUGGCUACAAAAAAGCAGCUGUACUCAAACGUAAUCUUUCUACUGAAGCCCUGAAGGGUUUAAAGAUUGACCCCCAAAUGUCAACCAAAAAGCCAAAGCGGGGUGUCCCAAAGAGUACCCUAGCAUCACCUCAUGUUGACACUCCUAGCUUCAGUGGACAGCCUGAUAAGGGGUCAUCAGGAGGUGCUUACAUGUUGCAGAAGCUGAUUGAAGAGACAGAUAGGUUUGUGGUAUUCACAGAAGAGGAAUCAGGUAUGAGUGACCAGUUGUGUGGCAUUGCUGCCUGCCAGACGGAUGACAUAUACAACCGAAACUGCCUUAUUGAGUUGGUCAACUGCCAGAUGGUUCUUCGUGGAGCAGAGACAGAAGGCUGUGUCAUUGUGUCAGCUGCCAAAGCCCAACUUCUGCAGUGCCAACACCAUCCAGCCUGGUAUGGUGACUCUCUGAAGCAAAAAACAUCUUGGACUUGCCUGCUGGAUGGCAUGCAGUACUUUGCUACUACUGAAAGCAGCCCUACUGAGCAGGAUGGCCGGCAGCUCUGGCUAGAGGUGAAGAAUAUUGAGGAGCACCGGCAGCGCAGUCUGGACUCUGUGCAGGAGCUGAUGGAGAGUGGGCAGGCAGUGGGAGGCAUGGUUACCACCACCACAGAUUGGAACCAGCCAGCUGAGGCCCAGCAAGCCCAGCAAGUUCAGCGAAUCAUUUCACGUUGUAGUUGCCGAAUGUAUUAUAUUAGUUACAGCCAUGAUAUUGAUCCUGAACUUGCGACUCAGAUUAAGCCACCUGAGGUUCAUGAGAACCAAGAAAAGGAAGAUCUCCUAAAGAAGCAAGAAGGGGCUGUUGAUACCUUUACUCUCAUCCACCAUGAACUGGAAAUUUCGACCAACCCAGCUCAGUAUGCCAUGAUCCUGGACAUUGUCAACAACCUGUUGCUCCAUGUAGAGCCUAAACGGAAGGAGCAUAGUGAGAAGAAGCAACGAGUUAGAUUCCAGCUUGAGAUUUCUAGCAACCCUGAAGAGCAGCGCAGUAGCAUAUUGCAUCUUCAGGAGGCUGUGCGGCAGCAUGUGGCCCAAAUACGGCACCUGGAAAAGCAGAUGUAUUCUAUCAUGAAGUCUUUACAGGAUGACAGCAAGAAUGAAAACCUGCUUGACCUGAACCAAAAGCUUCAGUUGCAGCUAAACCAGGAGAAAGCCAAUCUACAGUUAGAAAGUGAAGAGCUCAAUAUCCUCAUCAGGUGUUUUAAGGAUUUCCAGCUGCAGCGAGCCAACAAGAUGGAGCUGCGAAAGCAGCAAGAAGAUGUGAGUGUAGUCCGUCGCACUGAAUUUUACUUUGCUCAGGCUCGGUGGCGCCUGACAGAGGAAGAUGGACAACUGGGAAUUGCUGAACUGGAACUGCAAAGGUUUCUUUAUAGCAAGGUGAAUAAGUCUGAUGAUACAGCAGAACAUCUUUUGGAGCUGGGCUGGUUCACUAUGAACAAUCUCCUCCCCAAUGCUGUCUAUAAGGCAAUCCUUCGACCUCAAAGCUCCUGCCAGUCUGGGCGACAGCUAGCCCUUCGCCUCUUCAGCAAAGUCCGGCCCCCUGUUGGAGGCAUCUCUGUUAAGGAACACUUUGAAGUAAAUGUGGUGCCUCUUACCAUCCAGCUGACACACCAGUUCUUCCAUAGAAUGAUGGGUUUUUUUUUCCCUGGCCGAAGUGUGGAAGAUGAUGAAGUUGGUGAUGAAGAGGAUAAAUCCAAACUGGUGACUACUGGAAUUCCAGUGGUGAAGCCUCGGCAGCUGAUUACAACAGAUGAUACAGUACCGCUGGGCCCAGGGAAGGGUGUAGCGCAGGGCUUGACUCGGAGUUCUGCAGUCAGAAGGUCAUUUCGCAAAUCACCUGAGCACCCUGUGGAUGAUAUUGACAAGAUGAAAGAAAGAGCUGCCAUGAACAACUCCUUUAUCUACAUAAAGAUUCCACAGGUUCCACUGUGUGUCAGCUAUAAGGGUGAAAAGAACAGUGUGGACUGGGGUGACCUUAAUUUGGUGCUGCCAUGUUUGGAGUAUCACAAUAACACAUGGACAUGGCUGGACUUUGCUAUGGCUGUCAAAAGAGACAGUCGCAAAGCCCUGGUUGCCCAGGUAAUCAAAGAAAAGCUAAGGCUAAAGCCUGCAGCAGGGUCUGAAGUCCGGGGAAAGCUAGAAACUAAAUCAGACCUCAGCAUGCAACAGCAGGAAGAGGAGGAGAAAGCUCGGCUCCUCAUCGGUUUAAGUGUGGGGGACAAGAACCCUGGCAAGAAGUCCAUCUUCGGCAGGCGCAAGUGAUCUGGCUGCAGUGCAGGAUCUGACUCUGGAUCAGGCCCCUGGGACUUGUGGAGUGGGAGGGGCUUCCCUUUAUUCAACAGGAUUUGUGGGAGUUUGAGCCCACAGGUAAUGAGUGAGGUGUUGCCGUUUAGCAUCUGGCCUAUUCCCAGUGAAGCAUGGUGGAUCACAAUGCUGAGUUCCAUUUUGUGCUUAUCAGGCCCAGGGCCAGAGAGGCAAUGAGAGCAAGACCCAGGGAAUGGGCCCAGGGGCUGGGAUCCUGUUGCUUUUGGGUCGGCUGAAAGGGUGGGAGAAUAAUUCUGAUCAAGUGUGAUAAAUUUUUAUAAAUAGACAUAUAUAUAACAUAUACAUAUAUAUAUAUAUAUUUCUAAGUGUAACUGUUCUUUCUUUGUGCCAGGAAGCUGAGGGGAGGGAACGAUCCUCUGUCCCUCAUUCCACUGCCUUGUAUGAAAGUUUAUUGUUCUGGGGGACCAGCUUUUUCCCAGUCUGUAUGCCCACUUGGGAGAAUGGCAAUAGGAAACAGGGAUGGCCAUGGGCUCCCUACUCUUUCCCCCUAAGAUGUGCCCUGGACAAUGGAAAAAAAAAGAUUUAAAGAAAAAAAUAUUUUAAAUGAUA